Molecule: messenger RNA, 3070 nt
Organism: Calliphora vicina (urban bluebottle blowfly)
Lineage: Eukaryota; Metazoa; Arthropoda; Insecta; Diptera; Calliphoridae
Gene: INPP5E
Product: Inositol-3-phosphate synthase
Exons: 5
Coding region: 159-2567 (802 amino acids)
Biological process (GO): phosphatidylinositol dephosphorylation
Molecular function (GO): phosphatase activity
Source: RefSeq, a predicted model, not a curated record
CACUGCACAAAUAAUAAUAAUAAUAAUAAUAAUAAUCAAAACGCACCCAUGUUCCUGGUGACACAAUAUCAACUCCAAAACUCGUCUAAAACUAUGCUCAAGUUUUAAAAAUUUCUAAUAUACACAACACAAUUCAUAAAAAAAGAUAAACUCGCAACAUGCAACGUGGUGCCAGUGAGGAACGUAUAACCAGUGCUAAUUCCAGCCCAAGACAUAGCAACAAAUAUCCGGGAUCAGCGUUAUUAGGCCUGCUCACAAAGCGUUCGACAAAAGUUGAACCUCAUCCCGCCGUAGAAGUUGAGCACAAUGAAAAACACGCUGUAGGCAACAGUAGCAGUCAUCAACCGAACAGUGGAAAUCAUGACACCUCCUUUGCUAAAUGCACUCCGGAUAAGAAAUCACCCCUAAUGAAUGAUCACAAUCAUGUGAGCAGACCAAAUCCUAGAAGUCAAACAUUACCCAAUAAUGCCACUCCAAAUGACAUGCUAAGGGGGACACACUUCAUAGAGAAGUCUCAGAGCAGUGGCAUUAUAAAUUUGCAUCGUAAAGUGAAGGUGGGUAAAAAUAAAAAUCACAUACAUCGUCAUAGUACCGAUGGUUCGCAAAGUGAUGGCGGCAUUGCCACUGGAAUUGAAGUCAUGCUGAGGAAGACCCCCAAAAAUCGUUCUCCAAACCAUAAUCGUUUUAGUCAUCAGUUCAGUUUGUGUUGUAAGGCGGAAAAGAAACCUGUUACCCCACCGGUAACAGUACGCUAUAACUCCAUUCCAGAUGGCCAAAAUCAAACCGUUAAGAAAGACAACAUGUCGCUGAGUUGGAUUACGCCGGAUAAUACUUCGCUGUCUAUUGGUUCAGCCAUCUCUAAUCCAACGGCCUGUCUGCAGCCAACUUUUGUGGCCGUACCGGCGGCUGCUCUGACGGAGUGUGCCAGUGCUCCACAGAGUCCGGUAACUGGGAAAUCCAUGAUGUUUCCAAAUGUUGACUCCUCCUAUGGUUCACCUUCCAAUACCUCGCUAAAAAGCAAUCAAAGUGAUACACCUAAUGGUGCUAAUAACUCUUCAGGCAGUGGUCCCAUACGGCCCAUAGCCAUUUCAGCCUGUCGUUCUCGCCUAAGACUUAAACUAUAUCCUCCUGGCAAGGAAUUGCCACCAUUUGCUGCUGAAUUUCCUGCUGCAGAAGAAGGAGCUGUGUCAGAUAUCAAGAGGGCCACUACGCCCCAACAUAUGUCUUCUCCCAACAUUGCAAGUCAGACAGAGAUAACGGGCUCUGUUGCUCAUGAGCCAGACUCGCAAUCCAUUCGCUUUAUGUCUCAUGAAAAUAUACAAAUGCAACGCCAGAGCUCUAGUUCGGGUUUAGCGCGUCAUGCUCUUAUGGCAGCCCAAGUUUUAAGUUUAAUACCAACGGAUCAGGCAAGAGAGAGGAGUUAUUUGGAUGGACGUUUAGGUUCUUCUUCCUUGUUGGGCCCCAGUGAAUUGAUCAAAGUUAUACCCAACAAGGAAGUGACUAUAUUUGUGGGUACCUGGAACAUGAAUGGCCAAAGUCCGCCCAAGGAAAUGAACGAUUUCGUGCUGCCCGCAAAUAUUGAGCAUGUACCCGACAUUGUUGCCAUUGGCACUCAGGAAUCCAGUCCAGAUCGUUUUGAAUGGGAAGUUACUAUACAAGAAACCUUGGGACCAUCACAUGUUCUCUUCCACUCCACAGUAUUGGGUACACUGCAUUUGGCUGUGUAUAUGAGGCGAGAUUUGAUAUGGUACUGUUCGGCUCCCGAAGAUGCCAAUUUGUCGGUGAGAACUGGUUCAGCGUUUCGCACAAAAGGAGCCGUGGCCAUUUCAUUUUGUCUCUUCGGCACCUCAAUGCUUUUUGUCACCUCGCAUUUAACAGCUCAUCAGCAAAAAGUCAAAGAAAGAGUAUCAGAUGUUAAGAGAAUUAUACAUGCUCUCGACUUGCCAAAGAAUCUUAAUUUAAGACAUAAAAAUAAGGAUGUCACCCAGAAUUUCGAUAAUGUAUUCUGGUGUGGAGAUUUAAAUUUUCGUUUGAGUGAGCCGAGAGAAAAACUCUUGGAAUGGAUUGAGAACACCAAAUUCCCACUCCCCUCACAUUUACCACAUGGCUAUAUGCAUACCGAUCAGCUGUCGUCGGUGUUGGCAGAUGGUGCAGCAUUUCGGGGGUUUAUGGAGGCUAAUAUAACAUUUCCUCCCACCUAUAAGUACGAUCCUGGUACACAGCACUUUGAUACCUCUUCGAAACAACGUGCUCCCGCUUAUACCGAUCGCAUUUUAUAUAAAUAUCGUCAAGCUCAGGGUUUAAUGAUGAGACGCCAAAGUACAAUACCAGGCAUGCCAUCGCCCUCGCAACCGUUGGUCCAGUGCUUAUUAUACGAUUCGGUGCCGUCCAUUACCACAUCGGACCAUAAACCGGUUUGGGCUUUAUUUAAGACUAUUAUUAGAGCGGGUACAGAUUCCAUUCCAUUGGCAGCUGGACUUUUUUGUCGUGAUAUUUAUUUGGAGGGUAUGAAACGUAGAUUAAAUAAUCAAUAUACAGGCUCUUCGGCCGUUUGUUCUAUACAAUAAUUUUUCUUAAUUAACGCACAAUUUUCAAAACCCAUUACCGUAGACGUGUAGCUGGGAUUUAGCAAUGUAAUUUUAACAAAUAGAGGCUUUAAUUUUGGUAUUUUGUGUGGGUUUUUAUGCAAAUUUCUUUAGAAAUUAUUUAAUUUCGUUAAAGCGUAUAAAUAUGUAGUUGAGAUCAAAAUCAUACUGUAAAGAUAGGCAUUCAUGUUUUAAAAGAUGAAAAGCAAUAUUUAAUGCACACUCGUUUCAUAGGUGUUGUAAUUAUUUUUAGUAAUUUAGUUUUUUCUUAAGCCAAUUUUUAUAAUUCAUAGGACUUUAGGACUUUAGUUAAAAUAUCGUAGUCGAGUAAAAGCACCUUUUCACUGUGCUUUCAAUAUCUUUCAUGUAAUGAGAACUUAAUGUUUAGUGAAUACUGUAUUUAAAUGUUUUUGUAAAUCUAUCGAAAAUUGUGUUAGUAAAUAUUACAGGCAUUUGGUACUGUUGGCCUUUGUUCACAAGUAAUA